AUUUUUACAAAUAUAACAUAUUUGCCGACGUCGACGUGUUACCGAGUUUGUAGUAUAAAACUGUAAUAAGUUCUGAUAGUUGCAUCACCUUCGUUUCUGCUUUUAAUUGCAUCAAGAGGAAAUUGCAUUUUUCUUAUUUUUAAACUUAAAUUAUUAAAAUAAAACAUGUCAGGUGAAAAUAACCAACCGAUAUAUACUUCGGAAUCCCAAGGCAAUGAUGAAACUGGAGAUGGCUCUGAAGGAAAACCUUUUAAAACCAUACUUCAAGCAAUGCGAAAAGCUGGAUCUGAACCAUUUCCUGUUAUUUAUGUAGAUGGUAAAGAGGAAGGAGUUAAAUAUGAUGUGGCUGCUAAGUCACAAAUUAAAAAAAUUCAAAAGAUUUGGAUUAGAGAAAAUUAUAAAUCGGUUGAAAAAUUAAAAAAGGAGGAAGAAGAUGCGGAAAAACGAGCAAAAAACCUAGAGGAGGCAAAGAAAUAUAUUAUUACUGAAGACAAAUCUUUACCAGAAGCGCAGAGAAUUAGGAUUUACCAAGGUGAAAAAUACAGAGACCAGCGAGUUAAGAUAUAUGGGUGGGCUCAUAGAAUUCGACGACAAGGGAAAAACCUUAUGUUUAUAACUCUUAGAGAUGGCACAGGUUUCUUGCAAGCUGUGUUGAAUGAUGUUCUUUGCCAUACCUAUGAUGCCCUUGUUCUGCAAACUGAGUCAUCAGUUAUUCUCUAUGGUAUAAUUAAAAAAGUACCAGAAGGUAAAACGGCUCCUGGUGGUCAUGAGCUAAUAGUUGACUACUGGGAAUUAAUAGGACUCGCCCCUCCUGGUGGGGCUGAUUCUAUAUUGAAUGAACAGGCCUUACCUGAUGUGCAAGCUGAAAACCGCCACAUUAUGAUUCGUGGAGAAAACACAUCGAAAGUUAUGAGACUUCGAUCAGUUCUACUGCAAGCUUUUAGGGAUCAUUAUUUAGAUCGAGGAUAUUGUGAAGUAACUCCUCCAUCCAUUGUUCAAACUCAAGUGGAAGGUGGUUCUACUUUAUUCAAGUUAGAUUAUUUUGGAGAAGAGGCAUAUUUAACACAAAGUUCACAACUGUAUCUUGAAACCUGCCUUCCAUCUAUGGGUGACGUCUUUUGCAUAGCAGAAAGCUUUAGAGCGGAGCAAAGUAGAACGAGGCGUCAUUUAGCUGAGUAUACACAUAUAGAAGGAGAAUUGGCUUUCAUUACAUUUGAGGACCUCCUAAAUGCUUUAGAAGAUUUAAUCUGUGAUGUAGUAGAUCGAGUGUUAAAAUCGCCUUAUGCCCAUAUCGUCUAUGAAUUGAACCCUAACUUCCAAGUACCUACGAGACCAUUCCUUCGCAUGAACUAUUCUGAUGCUAUAGAAUAUCUGAAGAAAAAUAACAUUACAAAAGAGGAUGGCACAUUUUAUGAAUUCGGAGAGGACAUUCCAGAGAUGCCCGAAAGGAAAAUGACUGAUAAAAUCAAUAGGCCCAUCAUGCUGUGUCGCUUUCCAGUCAGCAUAAAAUCUUUCUAUAUGAGUAAAUGUCCAGAAGACUCCAAGUUAACAGAGAGCGUAGAUGUUUUGUUGCCAAAUGUUGGAGAAAUUGUCGGCGGUUCUAUGAGGAUAUGGAAAUUAGAUGAAUUGUUGGAAGGAUACAAACGUGAAGGCAUUGACCCUGCUCCGUACUUUUGGUACAACGACCAAAGAAAAUAUGGGACCUGUCCCCAUGGGGGAUACGGACUUGGUUUGGAAAGACUUCUGUGUUGGUUGUUGAACAGGUAUCACAUUAGAGAGGCCUGUCUAUAUCCACGUUAUCUGCAUCACUGUAAACCUUAAAUGUAUUGAAGAAUAUAACACAAGCAUUUAACCUUAUAUUGAGUACCUUAAUUUAUAUUUCAUUCUUUUGUAUUUUCAAGAAUUAUGCUUAAAAGUGAAUCUGCUUUUAUAUUUGAUUUUGAAUUCUUUAUUAAAAAUAUUGCAAUAAAGACAAUGGAAUGAUUAAUAAA
Messenger RNA from Anoplophora glabripennis (Asian longhorned beetle), 1991 nucleotides. Its product is annotated as asparagine--tRNA ligase, cytoplasmic. The coding region runs from base 166 to 1821 and encodes 551 amino acids. Gene Ontology annotation, cellular component: cytoplasm. NCBI's taxonomy places the organism in Eukaryota, Metazoa, Arthropoda, Insecta, Coleoptera, Cerambycidae. Gene Ontology annotation, molecular function: asparagine-tRNA ligase activity; ATP binding; nucleic acid binding. Gene Ontology annotation, biological process: asparaginyl-tRNA aminoacylation. The transcript has 9 exons. The record is from RefSeq and is a predicted model, not a curated record.